Molecule: messenger RNA, 4338 nt
Organism: Gopherus flavomarginatus (Mexican gopher tortoise)
Lineage: Eukaryota; Metazoa; Chordata; Testudines; Testudinidae
Product: interferon-inducible GTPase 5-like
Exons: 4
Coding region: 617-1888 (423 amino acids)
Cellular component (GO): membrane
Molecular function (GO): GTPase activity; GTP binding
Source: RefSeq, a predicted model, not a curated record
AAGAGCUGCCUGGUAACAUAACUGUGGUAAUUACACUGUUUACCAUCUCUGAAGAGGAAGCAAACAGGCCUGCUUAGGCAGUCUGUCCUGUGGGGGUGGGGGGAGCUUUGCAGCUGCUCUGAGACUUGCUACCUUCACUUUCGAUAUUAAUCAGAUCAGUGUCUCAGCUCAGUACAGUAUAUAAGGAGGAGACGUGUCUGUGUCUGUGUGUCAACAGAUCACAGCUGGAGACUGGCCCAUCUGUUCUGCUUCAAUAAAGCUCAGAAGAACUGAAGUGUUUCAGGACUAAAACGAGACGUCCUGAGCGGACCAGGUCAGAGAGGGAGCCAUGUGACACCACCAGCUCCAGCUUGUCACCAAUCUGUUUGAUCAGAAGAUAAAAAGGCUCUUGUCCUGAAUCAGGCUCCACAGAAUUUACAAAGGACUCUCGAGGGUACGACAGGAAGCUCACACUGAGACCGAUACAGCCUUAAAGAAUUUUUAUUAAGAUAAAUGAAGUACUAAUUAAAUGGACAAUUCAUAGCAUCUCUGACGCCAUCCUACAGACCGGCAACCAGGGGGUUCUCCAUAAAUGACUCUCUACAGGCACAGGGAAUGACUGAGGGAGAUUGUGAAAAUGAAAGCUGAGCAGUGCACUGGAGCUGCCAUGGCUGGGUUAGAUGCUAACGAGCUUCCCAAGAUACCUGAAGAGGAUAUGGAAGCACUGAAGGCUGCUGUUGGGGAAGGAAACCUCACUGAAGCAGCUGCUAAAGCGAAAGAGGCUCUGGAGAUGGCUGAUGAAAUCCCUCUCAACAUCGCUGUCACCGGGGAGUCAGGCUCUGGAAAAUCGUCCUUUGUCAAUGCCAUCCGAGGCCUGGAGGAUACAGAUAAAGAUGCUUCUGAGACGGGGGUGAAUGAAAUGACAAUGGAGCCCACUGCUUACCCACAUCCUACAUACCCAAAUGUAAUCGUCUGGGAUCUGCCAGGGAUCGGGACCCCAAAGUUUAAAUCAGACACGUACCUCAAGGACGUGAAGUUCAACCACUACGACUUUUUUAUCAUCAUCUCCUGCACCCGCUUCACAUCCCAUGACAUUCAACUUGCCCAGGAGAUCCAGAGACAGGGGAAGAAGUUUUACUUUGUGCGCUCCAAGGUGGAUGCGGAUUUGACAAAUGAAAAACGACACUAUGACGAGGAGGGAAUCCUGAAGCAAAGGGAUGAUCCCAAAAAAAGGCCAUAUCAUUACAGUGAGAGUGUGAUCCUCAAUAACAUCAGAGAGAAAUCCAUCAAAAGCCUGAAAACAGGAGGAGUGGCCUCCCCACAGGUUUUUCUUCUAAGUAGAUGGGACUUAGGCAAAUACGAUUUUCCCAAAUUGCAGGAAACGCUAGUGGAUGAGCUCCCCAGUCACAAGAGACUCGCUCUUCUACGAUCUCUGUCCAAUGUUUCUAAAGAAACUUUGCAGAAGAAAAAAGAACAACUGAAAACACAGAUAUAUCUGAAAAGUCUGGUGUCGUGCGGAGUCGCUGCUCUUCCUAUCCCGGGUCUCUCCACUGUUUGUGAUAUCGCCAUGCUGGUGACAUCCCUGAAAGAGUACUGCAGGGACUUCGGUCUCAGUGAAAACGCUCUUGCUACACUUGCUAGACAGGCUAACAAGCCUAUGGAAGAACUGAAGGCCGUUAUAAAGUCCCCACUGAGUGAGGAAAUAACAAAAGAUCUUGCAUUUAAGCUACUGACCAAGUACGCAACUGGGGCAGUGAAAUAUUCUACAUAUUUGUUUGGAUUUGUACCUGUGGUAGGUUCUGUGGUAUCUGCAGCAGGUUCUCUCUCUACCACAUACUUCAUGUUGAAGAAUUUCCUGGAUGAUGUUGCUGCUGAUGCUGUACGAGUUCUGGAGGUGACUAUGAAGUGAGACGUUUCAAACUCAGAAAAACAGCACCAAAACACCCGCACCCCCUGAAAGGACGAAGCGUCAGCACGCGGCUGACAGGAUCAAAGUAAAGACCCUGUCCCAGCUGGAGAUCGCAGCUCAAAGCCGUGGGAAGUCUCAUGAAAAUGCUGCCUUUCUGCAUCAGGUGUGAAACUUCACCAUAACUGAGACCUGGUCCACACUACAGCGUUAAAUCGAUUUAAACAGAGUUAAAUCGAUUUAACACUGUAUCUGUCCACACUACAAGGCACUUUAAAUCGAUUUUAAGGGCUCUUAAAAUCGAUUUCUGUACUCCUCCCCAACGAGAGGAGUAACCCUAAAAUCGAUAUUACUAUAUCGAUUUAGGGUUAGUGUGGACGGAAAUCGAAGUUAUUGGUCUCAUUCUUUUACUGAGCUACCCAGAGUGCACUGCUCCAGAAAUCGAUGGUAGCCUAGGACCAUGGACGCACACCACCGAAUUAAUGUGCCCUAGUGUGGACGAGUAAAAUUGAUUUUAUAAAACCUGUUUUAUAAAACCGAUUUUAAUAAUUUUGAUUUUAUUCUGUAGUGUAGACGUGGCCUGAGCUCUGAGCUCUGUUUCCACUGAGAUCUCCCACCCACCGUAACGUACUGAAUUUAAUUCAGCCAUAAAAGGGGGGCGGGGGGAUCCUGACUGACCCUGUUCGUUGUUUUUUCUUUAUUUCACCAGGGAAAAAGGCCAAGUUGUGAUUAAACUCCCCUGGGUCCCCAGUGUCUCAUGCUCUCUGCAGGGAGCUCAGGGAAUGGUUAUUUCAGGCCCCAGCUGAGAGCAGGGCCAUGGCAGAGCCCAUCGAACUCUUCACUGGGAAAUGACAGGGAGCGACACCAACAAUGACUCGUUCUAGCCACAGAUUUUCCACUUCUCAUUUCCCGUUGCCUUGAAAUUGCAGCCUUGGCAGGCGCCACGUUGGACAUGUGGGUAAAUUCACUCAAACACAAUCGUAAAACCCCUAAAUCCCGACAUGACUUGGGUGAUGACCCCCCGAUGCCAACUCCUCCCUUAUCAGUGCAGGGCCCAAGGCAAAUGAAACAGGCUUUUGAGCACAGACGCUUUCGCACUUUCCCCCAGGCUGCCCCUGUCCAGGGAGGAGCUGCCUGUAACCUCCCACAGAGCCCCUGGACUGACCUCCUGCAAACGCCUCCUUCAGCCUCACCCCUGCCAUGGACCCUCCGGAUCCCUCGACAAUGGCCCACAGCUGGAGCUCUGGAAGUGCUGUUCAUUGUGUUAUUUCAACCAUCUACUGUUCCCUUGUGCUCCCCUUCUGCCUGGAGCACCCACCUGCUGGGUCUAGUCUUCGAUUGUCGCUCUUGGGGGCAGGGCCCAUUCUUUUGUUCUGUGUCUGUACAGCACCUAGCGCAACAGGGCCGCCUCCUGACAAGGGUCCUAGGUGUUACUCUGAGACAAUAAUAGAUUAAGAAAUGCUUAGACUGACAUUGUAAUUCUGUCUCUAUGCUCAUCGGUUUAACCAGCCCCUUAGGCAAAGGUAGAUUUGUCCAGGGAAGCACCUGUGUCUGGCUGUGCUAUUAAUCCUGUGAAUGGCCCUAGAUUUAAAUGGAGAAGGCUCAAGAUGUGUCUGGCUGAUAAACCCAUAUUGGAUGCUUGACAAUUACCUGGCUGAUCGGCAGCUGUCACUCAGGGUACGUCUACACUACAGGAUAAAUUCGAAUUAGCUUAAACCGAUUUUAUUAAACAGAUAUUAUAAAGUCUAUUGUGCGCGUCCACACUAGGCAUAUUAAUUUGGUGGAGUGCGUCCAUGGUCCGAGGCUAGCGUCGAUUUCUGGAGCGGUGCACUGUGGGUAGCUACUGUAAAAGAAUGAGGCCAAUAACGUCGAUUUGCGUCCACACUAACCCUAAAUCGAUAUAGUAAAAUAGAUUUUAGUGUUACUCCUCUCGUUUUGUAGGACUACAGAAAUCGAUUUAAAGAGCCCUUUAAAUCGAAAUAAAGAGCAGUGUAAUGUGGACGGGUGCAGCGUUAAAUCGAUUUAACGCUGUUAAAAUCGGUUUAACAGUGUAGUGUGGACCAGGCCUUAUACUCUGAGCUGUUCUCCCAUUCACGGCUGGUGAGUUUGUGCGGAGAGAGGCUUUAGUGUUUAAUGCUGAGUUUAUUUACAUCUAUUGCUCUCCAAUUUGCUGUUCUCAGUGGGAACCUAUUCUGUAGUUUAUUAUAAGAGCCGAUGAUUAAACAAUUCAUUUGAGCAAUUGGAGACUCCGAUACAUUGCAACUAGUUUGACUGUAUGUAUAGCCAGUGCCUCAGCCUCUGCUUUCCCUCAAUAACCCAUUGAUUUGUAGCUUUUGUUUUCCUAAUGAUUAGCGGUCUGGUUCUGCAAUCCUGUCACACCCCAGAAUGGGCCCCUCUUGUCUUGUAGAAAUGAUUUAAUGCUUCAAUUAUAAUAAACUUGCAUUUAAUCUGGA